Molecule: messenger RNA, 1596 nt
Organism: Archocentrus centrarchus (flier cichlid)
Lineage: Eukaryota; Metazoa; Chordata; Actinopteri; Cichliformes; Cichlidae
Gene: colec10
Product: collectin sub-family member 10 (C-type lectin)
Exons: 7
Coding region: 89-925 (278 amino acids)
Biological process (GO): ossification
Molecular function (GO): growth factor activity
Source: RefSeq, a predicted model, not a curated record
CUGAUUCUUGCUCCUCGACGCUGAAGACCAUCUGCUCAAAAAAGCCAAGAACUUUUGAUUUUCUUCAGUGGCCUGUGAUGGUUGGGAGAUGUUGCGGCUGGUGGUGCUCUGUGUGUUUGUGGCCAUCUUCAGCUACGUUUCUGUGUCUGCAGAGGUUUGCACCAGCGCCUUCAUACCUGGAGCUAAAGGAGACCAAGGAGAGAUUGGAGAUGAUGGAGAUCAGGGGAAACUGGGGAAGAAUGGACCACCAGGACUUCUGGGAGUGCCGGGGGAGUCGGGCCUUAAAGGAGAAGUGGGCCACACAGGAAAGAUGGGGUCUACUGGAGACAGAGGUGACAAAGGUGAUAAAGGUUUGGAUGGACCAGCUGGUUUAAAAGGGAAAACAGGUACAACAUGUGACUGCGGCAGGUACAGGAAGGUGGUUGGACAGCUGGAUGUCAAUGUAGGGAAGCUGGGGAAUGCCGUCAAGUUUGUGAAGAAUGUGGUUCUAGGCUUGAGAGAAACAGAUGAGAAGUACUACCUGCUGGUGAAGGAGCCCAAGCGCUUUAGAGAGGCUUUAAUGAACUGCAAGUUAAGAGGAGGCACCCUAGCCAUGCCCAAAACCAGCAAUAUCAACCGUCUCAUGGCAGACUAUGUUAGUCAGGCAGGACUGACAAGAGUGUAUAUAGGAGUGCAGCCUCAAAUCAAGCACACGGAUGGAACAAGCAGUCAUGUUUAUGUGGACUCCAGCCCUCUGCAGGGUUUGGCAUCUUGGAGCCAAGAUGAGGAGCUACAGUCCAACACAAACUCCAGCUGUGUGGAGCUGCUCAGCACUGGAACAUGGGCUCAUGUGGAGUGUGAAGCCACCAUGUUUUUCAUCUGUGAGUUCCCAAAGAGCAGGAGAAGAGGAGGAGGAAGAGGGGCACCUGCCUCUGCAUCAUCAUGACCGCGAGCGCUGUACUGCACAUGUCAAGACAAUCAUCAGACUCCGGAGAAAACCAGUAAUAUUUCACACUUGCAAUAAAUAUGCAGACAAUUUCAGUUGUAUUUGUAGAAAUGCUUACUUUACUUUGUCUGACAUUUCACCUUGGUUUGCAGUCUCACAGAUAAAAAAUGUUUCUGGAAAUUGUCAAAUAAGCAUAUUGUGUCAUUGCCUCUAAACGAGUCUGUUUAGAGUCUGAAAAACCAUACAGCAUGUGCCCAUAGCAGGUGUUGUACUCAUUAGAUGGGAUCGGUUAUUAAUUAUUACAAGAUUGCUAAGGAUCAGAUAUUGAUUCAUAAGAUUAUAAUCACAUUCACAUAAAAUGCCUGAUCCAGCUCUUCUUGUUGAAAGAAGUUGAAUGCCCUAUGAUUCUGUUGACCUUUGAGAUGACCUUUUGAAAAAUGUGUCCUCCAUUUCCUCCACUGAUUUUCUUUUCUUUUUGCAGUCGUGGUGGUUUUCAUUAUUUGGGAAAAUGGGGAACUCACUUUUAAAGCAGUGUUUCCUAUUCUUUACCACUAUCAGUAUCAUUGGAAGGCUAUGACUACACUCAAAAAUCUAUAUCACAGGGUUCAAGAGGCUGGUUUAAGUAAUUAGAUUAAAGUAGAAUAUACUCAUGCUUAAGCACAUAAACAUGA